Camelina sativa (false flax) is the source of this 962-nucleotide messenger RNA. The record is from RefSeq and is a predicted model, not a curated record. NCBI's taxonomy places the organism in Eukaryota, Viridiplantae, Streptophyta, Magnoliopsida, Brassicales, Brassicaceae.
AUGGAUUCAGUUCCGGUAAUUGUUGUUUCCGGUAAUUGGCCAAAUGAUAGCGAAGGAGUUGGUGAUCUGUUAUUCAACAGGAAAGAUGAGAUUCGUACGUUCGAGGUUGUCUCUCGUUACGGUCACGGUCCUAAGCUUCUAGGCCGGUUUGCUGGCGGUAGAAUCGAAGAGUUUAUUAAUGCCCGGAUGUUAUCGGCAGCUGAUCUACGUGAGACCGCAGUAUCUGCUCGGGUCGCGGCUAAGCUAAGAGAAUUUCACUGUAUAAACAUCCCUGGUGAUAGAAAUGUGGUCAUUUGGGAUAGGAUGAGGAAUUGGCUUAGACAAGCCAAGAGUAUGUGUACAUCUGAAGAUUCAGCAGAGUUUUGUCUAGACAACAUUGAAGCUGAGAUAAACUUGAUGGAAUAUGAGCUGCACAAGGAGCGUAAGAAACAGGAGAUUGGGUUUUGUCACAACGAUUUACAGUAUGGUAACGUAAUGAUUGAUGAGGACACCAAUGCCAUUACUAUCAUUGACUACGAGUACGCUAGUUAUAACCCAGUUGCAUACGACAUUGCAAAUCACUUCUGCGAAAUGGCCGCAAAUUACCAUUCUGAGACUCCCCAUAUCUUAGAUUACACUCUAUACCCAGGAGAAGAGGAACGACGAAGAUUCAUCCAUAACUAUCUCAGCGCUUCAGGCAAAGAACCAAAGGAGGAAGACAUAAAACAGCUCUUGGAUGAUGCUGAGAAGUACACAUUGGCAAGCCAUCUCUUCUGGGGCUUAUGGGGAAUCAUCUCGGGGUAUGUGAACAAGAUCGACUUCGAUUACACCGAGUACUCAAGACAGAGAUUCAAACAGUACUGGCUUCAAAAACCUAAGCUCUUAUCUUCCUUCUCCUCUUAAACUGUAUGUUUCAAGCACCAAAUGAUGUAACGCAAAGUUGUAACCAAAUCUAAUCAAUUCUAAAAGCCAAUCCAAAAACC